CUGUUUUCCCGGCUGCGUCACAGAGACACGUUGACCUCGUGUUCGAUUCCUGAAGUUCCGUGUUUGCACAAGGGUUUAUGACACCGGCGACUGACAGGCGCAGCGUCGCUCCAAUACCAGGUUGACUAACUUCUGUUUCUACUCGAGCUGCCAAAAUGUCAACGAGCAAGUCGGACCCGAUUCCUGCAGCUCCGAGGAGUCCCCCUCCCGUCCUGGCUCUGGAGCUCACCUGCCCCAUUUGCCUGCGGAUGUUUUCCGAGCCGGUGUCUUUGCCCUGCGGUCAUAUUUACUGUGGCGACUGCAUUCAAACCAUGGGGGAAGGUCUCGACCAACACCGCUGCCCUGAGUGCCAUCUGGAGUUCCGAGGGAACAGAGACAUUGUAAAAAGCUCAAAAAUCAGUCGCAUUGUUGAGUCUUACAAAGUCGCUGGUGGUCAGAUGAAUAAUUCCUCUCAGUCCGAAAUCACGCAGCUCCACGAGAGUCCUGUUGAAGAUGAGCCACGGCAGGACAAGAGUGGACUCGGCCCCCUCAGCUCGGAUCAACUGCCUGCAGCCAGGACGGUGGCAGCGCUCGACCAACCUAAACGUGACCUUGCCUCCAAGGUCACAGAACUGUCCCUGAAACUGGAAAUGGCUGAAAGUCUGCUAAAGUGUGAGACGGAGAGAGAAGUGGAAGCAGCUGCUGCCAACUCUCUGCAGCGAGAUAAAAUAUCUUCACUUGUCAUACAGAUAAAAGAUCUCUCUCUCAAUUAUUGCUCACAAGUGACCAAGGUGAUCGAGGAAGAGCUGGCUCCGUCUGAGGUCGACAUGUCUGCUCGAGUGGCUCGGGCUGCCGAACUGACAAAGCAGCUGAGGACGGCCGUGCUCAGAGCCGAGUCUCUUCUGACCGAAGACGAUGAGGCUGCGUUUAGUGAGGAGCUCCAAAGCCUGCAACCUCACAUCGCAGAAUUGAUCAAAAGUCCUGUAGAGCCAGAGAAGGAUCGACCUGAGUGCAAGGCCAGUCCUGCUCGCAUCUGCUCCAAACUUGAGCAAGUCAAUUUGGAGCUCAGGGAAGGCCUCACAGCAAUUCAACGCUCUCUUCGGAACGCUGUCAAUCCUUCAGAGGUGACCUUUGACCCGGAAACGGCCCAUCCUAAUCUGGUUCUCUCCGAUGACAGGAAGACGGUGAUGUUCAGUGCUGCCAAACAGCUGUACCCAUCAUCUGCUGCAAGGUUCACCAGCUUCUUUCAGGUCCUAAGCAGCCAGAGCUUUCAGGAAGGAAGCCACUGCUGGACGGUGGAGUUGGAAGGGGCCCCCUGGAUCAUUGGCUUGGCUUACAGUGAGGGCUUUGAGCGUAGUGGAGUGGCCUCGGCUCUGGAAAGCAACCGGAAUUCCUGGUGUCUAAUGUGGUUCAAUAAUCUCCUGACGGCGUUUGAGAAAGGUCAGUCAGUCCCACUGAAGAAGACAUCAUUAUCACGACAGCUGGAGAUCCGCUUGUGCUUCAAGACCCACAGCAUAAGCUUCUUCAACAUCAGCCCUUACAGCGAAAACACGCAUAUUUACACUUUCAAGGCUGUGUUGACGCAACCUGUGCAUGUGGCUUACAGGAUGCUGUCCGGACACCCCAAAGGACGUGUCAGCAUCUCUUCAUAAACACAAAUGUUGGGCUCACAGGAGCUGCUCUAGAGAGUCCACCAGUAACGAAAAGACUGGUGUGUAAGUAUAGAGUAUUAAAUCAGUGUAUGGUGUGAUGGUGUGGUGUCUUUAUGUUUGCCAGAUCAACUGCAAAACGUUCUGAAAGCAAGCUUUACCCUGCCAAGGCCGUACUCUUAACUUCGGACAUGUAUUUUCUUGAAAUGAAUAAAUCUAUAAAAUAUUUGUCAAAAAUUUUCCCUAUUAUUUAGAUUUAUUGUACUGAAAUAUUAAUAAAACGUAAUAAUUAACUGUGUCACCGUGUAUCCUCGCAGCAAACAGGGAAAUAUUAAUAUGUUUUGCAUUCAAUUUGUUAUUCAAAAUAAAUCUAUUCAUUGUUUUUCUUCCAUAUUCUCUUAUUUUCACAGCAUUUCACAACAUAUUUGAUGACACAUCUAUAAAUGCUGUGUAAUUUAUUUAGGAAUAAAACACAGAUAGAUUUAAUUACGCAAAAUACUUGUUCAUAUAAAUAUUUUAAUAUGAUUUGAGAAGGGAAUGGCAAUAU
Molecule: messenger RNA, 2175 nt
Organism: Synchiropus splendidus (mandarinfish)
Lineage: Eukaryota; Metazoa; Chordata; Actinopteri; Syngnathiformes; Callionymidae
Gene: trim107
Product: tripartite motif containing 107
Exons: 2
Coding region: 156-1631 (491 amino acids)
Source: RefSeq, a predicted model, not a curated record